GCUAUGAAACUGAAUCCCCAACAAGCUCCACUCUAUGGCGAGUGUGUGUUGACCGUUCAGCUCGACGAUGGAGACGUGUGCCGUGCAGAGGGAGAAGAGGACGAAGAUGAGGAGGCGGAGUUUUAUCUUUUAUUCGCAGGAUCCACCCAAAGACAUCUGACAAGCACACUGCGAGUCAGCCACGUCACACUGCAGGCUGUGUGUCCAGCCCAUGAUGUGUGUGAGCCGGUCUUGGUGACAUUAUGUUUGGCCCGGCCCGGUGGACCAGUCGACACACAAUCACAGGAGACCUUCUGCUACGUUCAGGACCUGGCUCUCGACAUGGCCCACUUCCUGCUCGACAACAUAUCUCCACAGGAAGCAUUGCUAUUGGACGAUGAGCAGAGUGUGAGAGGUUGGAUCAGAACCUGGCCCUGGCCCUGA
Molecule: messenger RNA, 423 nt
Organism: Anoplopoma fimbria (sablefish)
Lineage: Eukaryota; Metazoa; Chordata; Actinopteri; Perciformes; Anoplopomatidae
Exons: 5
Coding region: 4-423 (139 amino acids)
Biological process (GO): adrenergic receptor signaling pathway; positive regulation of canonical NF-kappaB signal transduction; regulation of Rho protein signal transduction
Cellular component (GO): membrane; actin cytoskeleton
Molecular function (GO): MAP kinase scaffold activity
Source: RefSeq, a predicted model, not a curated record